This is a messenger RNA of Cajanus cajan (pigeon pea), 1406 nucleotides long. RefSeq names its product E3 ubiquitin-protein ligase DIS1. Gene Ontology annotation, cellular component: cytoplasm. Lineage: Eukaryota; Viridiplantae; Streptophyta; Magnoliopsida; Fabales; Fabaceae. Gene Ontology annotation, biological process: multicellular organism development; ubiquitin-dependent protein catabolic process. The record is from RefSeq and is a predicted model, not a curated record. Gene Ontology annotation, molecular function: protein binding; ubiquitin protein ligase activity; zinc ion binding.
CUCUCUCUCCUCGUUCCUAUCCUACCUACGCUCAUCUCUCUCUUUAAUUUGAAAUUCUUGAUCAACUUGCAGACGCGCACAUUUCAUUUAUUAGGGUCCGUUGUAAAACCCACCAAACUCUCUCUCUCUCUCUCUCUCUCUCCUUCUCUCUCUCUCUCUCUCUCUCUGGUUUCGUUCAUCUUCUUCUCUAAUGCCGUUUUGAUCAAUCCAUCAUUCCAGGGCACAGGGCACAGGGCACAGGGCAACCAGUGAUUGCUUUUGCUAGCAUGGCAUCAAGUUAUAAUAUAUUCUUUGAUGAUAAACGGAGCAAAGCCGAGGUUGACCCUCCUCAAAAUGAGGAGUCAGCAGAUGUUGGUGAAUUAGUAAAUGAUCCUGCUCUUAAACCUAAUGGGACUGUUUCAAGCAGUGUUCGUGAGCUUUUAGAGUGCCCUGUAUGCCUGAAUGCUAUGUACCCUCCAAUCCAUCAGUGUUCAAAUGGUCACACUAUAUGCUCAGGUUGCAAACCCAGGGUCCAUAACCGGUGCCCUACUUGUAGGCAUGAGCUUGGCAAUAUCAGAUGCCUGGCACUGGAGAAAGUGGCUGCAUCUUUGGAACUUCCCUGUAAAUAUCAAGGUUUUGGGUGCAGCGGUAUAUAUCCAUAUUACAGCAAGAUAAAACAUGAAUCGCAAUGUGCAUAUAGACCAUACAACUGUCCAUAUGCUGGUUCAGAAUGCUCUAUUAUGGGUGAUAUACCCUACCUGGUGGCACAUCUGAAAGAUGACCACAAAGUGGACAUGCACAAUGGUAGCACUUUUAACCACCGCUAUGUUAAAUCAAAUCCACAAGAAGUUGAAAAUGCCACAUGGAUGUUGACGGUCUUCAGCUGCUUUGGUCAGUAUUUUUGUCUACAUUUUGAAGCUUUUCAGCUAGGAAUGGCUCCUGUCUACAUAGCCUUUUUACGGUUUAUGGGUGAUGAUAAUGAGGCGAAGAACUACAGCUACAGUUUAGAGGUAGGUGGAAAUGGGAAGAAGAUGAUUUGGCAGGGGGUGCCUAGAAGCAUCAGAGACAGCCACCGCAAGGUUCGUGACAGUUUUGAUGGUCUCAUCAUUCAGAGGGAUAUGGCCCUCUUGUUUUCCGGGGAUGACAAUAAGGAGUUGAAGCUUAGGGUUACUGGUAGGAUUUGGAAAGAACAGUGAAUGGAGAGAGACAAUGUCCUUUCAACUAGCAAUUAUAUUUAGGCUGAUAGUUUGUAGUACAACUCGUUUCUUGUAGUGAUAUGUGACUUCUGAUCAUGUUAUCGUGUUUUGUAAUUUAGGAGGCAAACUCUCUUUGCUGAUCCUUUCAUCAAAUACAUGAACAGGAAGUUGUAUCUCGUAUCAUUAUGAUAACUACUCAAUAGAGAUGAGAACCUUAAUGUGCCUCACAUA